Lagenorhynchus albirostris (white-beaked dolphin) is the source of this 3553-nucleotide messenger RNA. It is a transcript of the gene PPHLN1, whose product is annotated as periphilin 1. The record is from RefSeq and is a predicted model, not a curated record. Gene Ontology annotation, cellular component: nucleoplasm. The transcript has 12 exons. Lineage: Eukaryota; Metazoa; Chordata; Mammalia; Artiodactyla; Delphinidae. Gene Ontology annotation, biological process: negative regulation of gene expression, epigenetic; protein localization to heterochromatin; negative regulation of DNA-templated transcription. The coding region runs from base 248 to 1372 and encodes 374 amino acids.
CGGAAGUGCCUCCCUGGAAGCGCUGCGACGAGUGAACGACUACGUUUACGGGGUCUCCCGGCGGCCCAGAGUCGUUCGGUUAUAGGCACUUCGGCAGCUACAAAAAAGUGUAAAGCGGUCCUUUUCUGGAGGAUAUCUCAGUCUCGUUGGGGAGACAAGGUCAACCUGGGGAGACUCGGAUUCACAGAAUGACUCAUCCUGAAUAUUGGUCACCACAGAGCACUGAAUAGAGUUCCCUGUGCUAUACAUGGCUUACAGAAGAGAUGAAAUGUGGUCUGAGGGACGAUAUGACUAUGAAAGACCUCCAAGAGAAAGAGUACCUCCUCGAAGUCACCCCAGUGAUGGCUACCGUAGAGUAGUUAAUAUUGUGCCAAAGAAACCACCACUGCUAGACAGACCUGGUGAAGGAAGCUACAGUAGAUAUUACAGUCAUGUUGGUUACCGAGAAUAUGACGAGGGCCGCAGUUUUUCUCAUGAUCGAAGAAGUGGUCCACCUCACAGAGGAGAUGACUCUGGCUAUCGGUGGACAAGAGAUGAUCAUUCUGCAAGCCGACAGCCUGAAUACAGGGGCAUGAGAGAUGGCUUUAGAAGAAAAAGUUUCUACUCUUCCCAUUAUGUGAGAGACCGGUCUCCUCAUAAAAGAGACACUUCUUUUUUCAGAGAAUCACCUGCAGGCCGAAAGGAUUCUCCACACAGCAGAUCUGGCUCCAGUGUCAGCAGUAGAAGUUACUCCCCAGAAAAAAGCAAAACUUACCCUUUCCAUCAGUCUCAACAUAGAAAGUCCGUGCGUGCUGGUGCCUCCUACAAACGGCAGAAUGAAGGAAAGCCAGAAAGAGGUAAAGAAAGACCUGUUCAGUCUUUGAAAACAUCAAGAGACACUUCACCCUCAAGUUCUUCAGCAGUUCCUUCAUCAAAGGUGUUAGAUAAACCCAGUCGGCUAACGGAAAAGGAACUUGCUGAGGCUGCAAGCAAGUGGGCUGCUGAAAAGCUAGAGAAGGCAGAUGAAAGUAACUUACCUGAAAUUUCUGAGUAUGAGGCGGGAUCCACGGCACCAUUGUUCAUUGACCAGCCAGAAGAACCUGAGACAAAUGCAACAGAUGGCAUAGAAUUAUUCGAAGACAGUCAGCUAACCAGUCGCUCUAAAGCAAUAGCCUCAAAAACCAAAGAGAUUGAACAGGUUUACCGACAAGACUGUGAAACUUUUGGGAUGGUUGUGAAAAUGCUGAUUGAAAAAGAUCCUUCAUUAGAAAAGUCUAUACAGUUUGCAUUGAGACAGAAUUUACAUGAAAUAGGUGAGCGGUGUGUUGAAGAACUCAAGCAUUUUAUUGCAGAGUAUGAUACCUCUAGUCAAGAUUUUGGAGAGCCUUUUUAGAUUACCUGCUCAGGCAAAAAAAAGGUUUCUAGAUUUUUCCCCCCCUGGAUUGUGUAAAUCCUUAAUAUAUGGAAUUUUUGUGAUGAAGAGAAAUACUUUAUGAUAGUGACCGUAUUUCCAAUAUCAAAUAAACAUCUAAAAUAGUCUAAGAUAUUUUAAUUAGAAUUUUUUUUAUCUACAUGUAGAGCUUCCUAAUCCAUACUUAUCUUUUUUUCCCUCCUAAAGUGAUGGGUCAGUUAAUUUUUCAAGCUUUCUUGAAAAUGCAGUCCUGGAGAGCAACUUUCUGCACUUACUCAUGUCCUGUAGUCUUCCUUAGUUAUGCGAUCAUUUGUUUGGUCACACUAGUGUAAUGUAUAGGUUAGAGACCAUUCCACUUAAACAUUUAUAGUCUUUUUGCAUUUCAUAGUCAGUGACACCAUGUGAAGAUGUUAGAAUCCUGAGGCGAUUUUAUUGACUUGUUGCUUGCUUAUCUUAGGCUUUGUAACUUUUAAUAUGUUUAAGUAUAUUACCCAAGUAAACUGAAUACUUUGUUAUCUUAGAGAAUAUUUGCUUUGAGGAUAAUUCUCAUUGUGAUAAAACAGAGCACUUAAAUCUCUAAAAGUCACCCCAUAAUAAAAUCCUGUUUUCCAAGUAAAUAAACUCAGUGUCUUCUAUUAAAAUGGUCCUGAAACUCCUGACUAGUCUCACUGAUGUGUGAGUUUUAAACAAUAUCAUAUAUAAGACUAAGAGAAGGGGCAAUUCAAGAUGAAAGAUGAGGCCUAUUUUAAAGUUGAGAUUUCUUUAAAACUUUCUAACCAGAAGAGAAAAAUUUACAAUAUGGGGGAGUAGUGGAGUUUCAUUUUUUCCAUAGGCCCAUAUUCCCCAUCUCAAGAAAGAAGGUGAUUGAUGACAUAUCCAUAAUUAAGCCAUUUACGGAUUAUGCCUUUGUUAAUCUCGGUUUGUAGUCUAACAGAUUGUUCUGCUGCCCUUUUUAGGGAUGCAUAGCCCUCUAAAAGUGUUCUUGAACGAAACAAAGCAGAGUAGGCUGUAAGCCUAGCACAACUACCCUUCACCAAGCAGCCUAUGUAAACAGUCCUUCAUGAGCGAGCCAUCCAAAUCACGGGUUAGUUAAGAAUCUAACUGGGACAAUUAGGAUAUUCCACUCAUUUCCUGAUCACUUCCAGCUGCCCAAUGGCAUUUAGCCAAAAUAUGUAAUUUCAUGGCAUGUGUUCGGAAACCUUUAAAAAUGUUUGUUAUUGCUACCCAAUUUCAUUAUCCUCCCAUCCUCUUUCCAUUUCCACUCUCUUCUCACUUGAAUUCUGGCAUUAUUUUUAGUGGCCUCUAUUGAUUAUAUCCAGAGAGCUACCCCAGAGUAGAUAAAAAUUAUAUUAAAAGUGAAAACAGCAGUGUAAAUAAUUGUAGUGGAUCCUGUAGUGCGUGCCUCAAAAUAUGUAUUAUGCCAUUCCACAAAUUAAAAAACUAAUUGAAGGCAACAAUUAUUAAGUUUCCUAUAUGAGACCACCUUGAAUUUAGAUAUUGUACAUAAGCCAGAACUAAACCCUGCGUAUCAUCUUUGCUAUUCUUCCCUAAUGUGAACAGUGGUUUUAUCUGUUAUCCACAUUAGAAAGACUAAGAAAGUAGUCUUGUCUCUCUCUUGUGCCAAUGUUUUUCUUCUUAAAUAUUCUAAUUCCAGGAUUCAUUUCCUUAAGUGAAUAUGUCACAAGUUUAAAAAUAAAACUUGAGACUCAACUACCUUGAGGCAAAGGAGUUGUUCACUUUGUUGAAAUUCAUUAAACUAGAGACGUUUUACUCACAGAUGCAUUUAAAUAUAGGUUCAACAGAUAAUUCCUUUUCCCCUUUCCCCAAAUUACAUUCAACAUUUAAAGCUAUUUAUAGCUUGCCAUCAGCAUUAUUCUGGUAGGCUUGUCAGUGUUAAAUCUGUUUUAUUUUUAAAGCUUUUUAAAGUCUUAUUUUAAGAUAGAUGAAUUCAGAUAGUGCCAGAGUAUGUAUGUUGCAAAAUGUUCUUGAUUAAAGAAAUUUGUUUGUAAAUGAUCCACUGUUUUUGAGUAUGCCCAAUUCCUGUGAUAAAGGUUUCACUGUCUUACCAUUAAGCCUUGAUGAUCAACAGGGGAAGAGCAGAUAUUGUGAAGCUUUUUGUGAAUUUUAAAAGUGCAAAAUAAAGCAACUGGGUUUAAAUAAUUA